Lingula anatina is the source of this 836-nucleotide messenger RNA. RefSeq lists its product as uncharacterized. The record is from RefSeq and is a predicted model, not a curated record. Lineage: Eukaryota; Metazoa; Brachiopoda; Lingulata; Lingulida; Lingulidae.
AUGAUAGUGUCAGGACUGUCCAAUGUGAUGACAGCUGCCACUCCACUGGUCAGCAGUGUCAAUGGCUCUCAGGGUGACACAGGACCAUCUGGCGACAUUUCACAGGAAGAUCUCGAAUUGAGUAAGAAUGUGACCAUGGCAACUAUGACGGCCCUGCAGGAUGUCAAGUCGGCUGUCCUGAGGACUAAAGUGACCGGUGAGGAACCCACUGUGGUCAGUACAGAUUCUCUGAGCAUGGCACUCAGCAAGGAGACACCACAGGAUCUUAUGGGAGGGACAGUUACAGAUACAGGUUCAUCCAGCAUUGAUGUGUCCUCUACCUCCAGAGUUGAAUUCCCCCCUAGCCUACCCCUGAACACUAGCCUUAUUGAGGAAGUGGACAUUGAGUUGGUGAAAUUCAAGAGGAACCCUUUCACUUGGGCCAACAACAGCUACAAAGUGACGUCUUCCGUCUCUCAAAUGGAACUCAAAUCAGACGGCAGCACUCUAACCGUGGAGAACCUUGACCAGCCAAUCAGCAUCUUUGUGCCUGUAACAGGAGGUACAGCGCAACCAAUCAACAUGACUGUAACAAAAGAUGGGCUAAGCAUGGUGAACUUUGAGGUUACUGAUGAUGAGUCCACUGUGGUUCUGUAUCUGGAGUUUGAUAACAGUAGCUUUACUGAUGUGGAUAAGGAAGAGGAAGAUGCUAUGUUGAUAGUGAGCCUGAUGCAGAACUCAAGUCAGAGUGACUUAACUCAGAACACAUCCAGCUGGGAAGUCUUGAAGGUGUUCCAAAUCCCAAUAAGGUGGGUCCCCUCACCAAUCCCUCUCUGACUCACUGCCAGUGUUCUCAC